Molecule: messenger RNA, 300 nt
Organism: Pan troglodytes (chimpanzee)
Lineage: Eukaryota; Metazoa; Chordata; Mammalia; Primates; Hominidae
Product: metallothionein-2-like
Exons: 1
Coding region: 40-225 (61 amino acids)
Biological process (GO): cellular response to cadmium ion; cellular response to zinc ion; detoxification of copper ion
Cellular component (GO): cytoplasm; nucleus
Molecular function (GO): metal ion binding
Source: RefSeq, a predicted model, not a curated record
UACAACCUGUCCCGACUCCAGCCGCCUCUUCAGCUCGCCAUGGAUCCCAACUGCUUCUGUGCCGCCGGUGACUCCUGCACCUGCGCCGGCUCCUGCAAGUGCAAAGAGUGCAAAUGCACCUCCUGCAAGAAAAGCUGCUGCUCCUGCUGUCCUGUGGGCUGUGCCAAGUGUGCCCAGGGCUGCAUCUGCAAAGGGGCGUCGGACAAGUGCAACUGCUGUGCCUGAUGCUGGGACAGCCCUGCUCCCAGAUGUAAAUAACGCGACCUCUACAAACUUGGAUUUUUUAUGUACAACCCUGAC